This is a messenger RNA of Aethina tumida (small hive beetle), 5375 nucleotides long. RefSeq names its product insulin-like receptor. Gene Ontology annotation, cellular component: axon; insulin receptor complex; membrane. Gene Ontology annotation, biological process: cell surface receptor protein tyrosine kinase signaling pathway; positive regulation of MAPK cascade; multicellular organism development. The record is from RefSeq and is a predicted model, not a curated record. Lineage: Eukaryota; Metazoa; Arthropoda; Insecta; Coleoptera; Nitidulidae. Gene Ontology annotation, molecular function: insulin receptor substrate binding; insulin receptor activity; ATP binding. The coding region runs from base 656 to 4945 and encodes 1429 amino acids. The transcript has 16 exons.
GUAUGGGAGAUAAUCCCGCGACGCGUUGUUUUCGUGCUCACCAGAAACUUGACUGAAAAAAAGGCGAAAUUAUAUUGGUAAACGGAAACGGUCUCGCAAAAACUGAGCCAGUUUCAUUGAUCGAGUGUGUUGUUUUUAUGUGAAAAACGGGCAGUUUGUACGAGUGAAAGGUCUGAGACUGGCCGCACACCGUGGUUGUUUCCCAGGAAUGGAUAUUUAGCGGAGUUUCGUUGAUUAUGUUGAUUCCAUGGGCGAAGAAGGCAUGGUGUUUUGAAACGGCGCUUUGACGCACGUUGAUCUGUGUAAUUUGUGUUCGGAACUAGUUUGGAAAAAUUCAGUGAGGAGUUUGUUUCGUCUUAUUUUUUUUUUCUGUAUUGGACCGGUUUUGUACAUGGAGGGAUUCAAAUGACUAUCAGAUUGUCGAUAUUCGAACACUUUUGCCACGAACAGAUUGCCUUCUUAGUCUGUGUUGAAUCGAAUGAUGGAGGAAGACCCCGGGUCACGGGCAUUCGGCAAUAGCCCCCAGUGAAGAUGCCCAUGGUACUGGCGCGGCAGCGGCCCAGCCAAAGCAGCAGCGGACGUCGUCGUCGAGUGCUGGUCCAGCAGGAAACUUCGCACCGGUCCCGGAAAGACCCAUGAGCAGGCGCAGCGACUGAUGGCCUCCACGGGCUCCACACACGCGGCCCAUCGAAGGCGCAACAAUUUCGGCUGGUUCAUCGCCGGACGGGGCAACAACGGACCGUGUCAGGCGGCCGUCGUUGUCAUCAUCCACUGGCUGAUCCUGUCGACGUAUGCCCAGACGUUGAGCGCCGCCGACGCUACCCUUCAAAAUGAAAGCGGAAUUUGUAAAAGCAUGGAUAUUAGAAAUACAUUGGAUACGUUCAAAAGGUUAGAGGGUUGCAGAGUUGUGGAGGGUUUCGUGCACGUGCUGCUGUUUGACAAUGUGAACGAAACAAAGCUAGCCGAAUUGAGUUUUCCGAAUUUGAUCGAAAUAACUGAUUAUUUAUUAUUGUACAGAGUGAAUGGUCUACGUAGUAUUGGUCAGCUCUUUCCUAAUUUGGCAGUGAUACGCGGUGAGAAUUUGUUUUUGCACAAAUAUGCGUUCGUCGUGUUCGAAAUGUCCCGUUUGCAAGAGAUCGGUCUGUACUCACUGAUGGACAUAACCAAAGGCAACGUAAGAAUAGACAAGAAUCCGUCGUUGUGCUUCGCCAAAUCGAUCGACUGGAAUAAAAUUUGUCACGAGAGCGACGAACCGCCGACUAUCUACAGUUUAAAGCCCGACAACGAGUGUCCGAUAUGUCCCGGUGAGAAGGACGUGAACGACGGUACGAAAAUCAAAAAGUGCAACAAGUCAACCGAUCCGGCAUUAGCGGACGUCCCGUACGGACAUUUAUGUUGGAACCGUCAACACUGCCAAAAAAUAUGCCCGCCACAUUGUCGUUCGUGCAAUGACAAGGGUGAGUGCUGCGACGACCUCUGUAUCGGAGGUUGUGCGAAUAAUAACGUGUCCUCGUGUGUCGCAUGUAGGAAUUAUGAUAUGGGAUUGAAGGAAAGAGUGUGCGUGAAAAGCUGUCCUGACACAUAUUUUAAGUAUUUAGGCCGAUGUAUAACGAAAGACGAGUGCAUAAAUAUGACGAGGCCCAUUGAUUUUGAUCCAACGAACGAAAUUGAAAAGCCUUAUAAAAUAUUUAAAGACUCUUGUGUCCUGAAAUGUCCGCCCGAGUACAGCGACGAUUACGAAAACCAUACCUGCAAACCAUGCCAUGGUCGGUGUCGAAAAGAAUGUAAUGGCAUAAACGUAGAUAGUAUUGCUGUAGCACAACAGUUAAAGGGUUGUACCAUUAUAACAGGCUCUCUCGAAAUCCAAAUCCGUGGAGGAACUAACGCUGUCACUCAAUUAGAAGAGAAUCUGGGAAUGAUUGAAGAAAUACACGGCUACUUAAAGAUCGUAAGAUCGUUUCCUUUAGUGUCGUUAAACUUUUUCAAAAGUCUCAAGUUGAUCCGAGGCGACACCUUAGAUAACGGAAUGUACAUAUUCACGGUGUUAGACAAUCAGAACCUUCAAGAGCUGUGGGAGGACCUGCCGAAUCGCACGUUAAAAAUAAACAAUAAGGGCUCGUUAUUUUUCCACUUCAAUCCGAAGCUUUGCAUCAACAAAAUUGAAAUGUUGCGUAACAAAACUGGGCUGCGACCGUUCACCGAUGUCGAAGUCGCCAAAAGUUCAAACGGUGACAAAAUUGCGUGUAACGUCACGGAACUUUAUGUCAACGUCACAAGAAUUACCAGCCAAGGAGUGAUCUUACGUUGGGACCCAUUCCAACUGAGCGGUGAUGACAGGCCGCUCUUGGGCUACAUCGUAUACAGCAUAGAAGCUCCCUAUCAGAAUGUUACGGUCUACGAUGGCAGAGAUGCUUGCGAAGUUGACGAUUGGAGGUUGGAUGAUGUAGCUAAAAGUAACGAUGUUGUGACCCACCCGUUGUUAAAUUUAAAGCCUUACACCCAAUACGCCUACUACGUCAAGACCUACACGGUGGCCACCAUAUCCGAAGGUGCCCAAAGUAAAAUCAAGUACUUCCGAACGCUGCCGUCAAUGCCAAGUAACCCGCAAAGGCUUCAAGUUGUGAGCAACAGCAGUGAUAGCUUAAAGAUAACCUGGAAGCCUCCUCAUGAACCUAAUGGAAACGUUACCUAUUACAUUGUUACCGGAAAAAAAUAUGCCAAUGAAAAUAGCGAGUCAAAGGAUAGGAAUUAUUGUGCAGAUCCUCCAAGAGAAACCAAAGUGACUCCAAAGCAACCAACAGUGAAUACGGAGAAUAAGAACGACACAUGUCAUUGUGACAACAACCAACCGUCCAAAAACAAACAUAUAGACGAAGGAGAACAAGCCAGAAGGAUAAAAUUCGAAGACGAUUUGCAGAACAUCGUCUAUGUUAAAAGGGAGUCCGGACCGACGAGAAGAAAGAGGGAUGUAUCUAGCCACGGUAGUGGCUCAGACCUUACGUUGAAACAGAUGAUCAAGAACGCCAAGUUUGAGCAGGAAGUGCAGAACAUCUUUCUUUCAUCUGAUGGACCUCAUGGAAGGGGAAAACGGGAAAUAGACAAAAGUUUCCCAAACACCACAGAAAACGCCAAAAGCUACAUAACCAAAAUAAAUAACGUGACUGAGAACGGCACUAAUAUAUGGGUUUCCUUUAGUUUUAUGGUUUUCGGAAAGACCGAGUUUUAUAUCAAAAAUUUACACCACUACACCUACUACGAAAUAUCGGUGCAGGCAUGUAGAGAAAAAAUUAUGAAUGACACCGAGAACCUUUGUAGUCCAACUACCUACAACACUGCCAGAACGUUGAAGAAAGCUGGAGCGGAUGAUAUUAAGAAUUUCAGGAUAAGCAAUCAGACGGAAGACACUGUCAUACUUACGUGGGAACAACCAGAAGAUCCCAAUGGUGUGAUCUACUCAUACACCUUGGAUAACAAUAAAAUAAGCAAAGAUUCACAACAUGGAGAUGAAAUUUACAUUGGCCUAACUACCCACUGCAUAACCCAAAAGGAACUGAAGAAGCAGGCCAACUCCAAAAUCGUGACCUACUCAGUAAAAAAUAUAGCUACAGGCAACUACAGUUUCACAGUCAGAGCCAGAACGUCAGCUGGCCUAGGAGCACCGUCCGAGACACUUUACUUCUACGUACGAGAAUCCUCCAACCACAUUGUUUACGUCCUAAUAGCCUUCUUCUUGGUGGUUAUUGCGAUCAUCGUAGCCGGAGCGGUGGUUUGGAGGAAACACGUUAGGGAAAAGCAUCUGAGGUUGUUCCCGACUGUGAAUCCGGAGUAUGUGCCCAGUAAAUACAUACAGGACGAGUGGGAAGUCCCCAGGGAUAAGAUCAAGUUAAUCCGGGAACUGGGUCAGGGCAGCUUCGGCAUGGUGUGGGAGGGUGAGGCCAGGGACCUACGCGGACAGGCCUUCGUCCGCUGUGCAGUGAAAACUGUCAACGAACACGCAACGAACAGUGAAAGAAUGGAGUUCUUGAACGAGGCAUCUGUGAUGAAGGCCUUUGACACAGCGCACGUCGUCAGGCUGUUGGGAGUGGUGUCCCAGGGACAGCCCACCUUAGUAAUCAUGGAACUGAUGUCCAACGAAGACUUGAAGAGUUACCUCCGAUCCCAUAGACCAGACGCCGACAACUUCAAUCCGGCCACCAGACGUCACCCACCUAGUUUAAGGCAGAUUUAUCAGAUGGCAAUUGAAAUUGCGGACGGUAUGGCGUAUUUGUCAGCGAAAAAGUUCGUGCAUCGAGAUCUGGCAGCCAGAAACUGCAUGGUGUCCGAGAAUUUGACCGUGAAGAUUGGCGAUUUCGGUAUGACUAGAGACGUUUACGAAACUGAUUAUUACCGGAAGGGCACCAAGGGUUUGUUACCAGUUAGGUGGAUGGCACCGGAAAGUUUGAGAGAUGGUGUGUUUAGUAGUAGCAGUGAUACUUGGAGUUAUGGAGUUGUGCUUUGGGAAAUGGCCACUCUGGCUUCACAGCCGUAUCAGGGUUUGGCCAACGAUCAAGUGUUGAGAUACGUUAUUGAUGGUGGUGUUAUGGAAAGACCUGAAAACUGUCCGGAUAAGCUAUACAGUUUGAUGAGACGGUGUUGGCACCCUCUACCCGGUGAAAGACCUACAUUCUUCGAAAUUUGUUCUUUGUUAUUGGAUGACGCUACUCCACAGUUCGCCCAGGUUUCAUUUUACCACAGCGCGGCAGGAAUAGAAGCGAGGGCUUCUCAGGCUCAAGCGUCUUCCUCUCAGGAUGAUCAAACUACUCCCCUUCGGCGUGCUAGUGAAGAUGAUGAUGAGACCGACGAAGAGGACUCGGAUCAGGAUAUCAUUCCUAGCACCCGUAUCUCAUUUCCAACAGCGAAUGGAUACGGAUGUCCGACUAAUGGUGCAGCUACUACACAGUGUUAGCUACAUAUCACAUAUUCCUGAUCUGACUGGGACAUUGUUUAAAAUGAUAUUUACUUAGUUGUAAGUUGAAUUUACCAAAGAUAGUGAAGCGUUAGGACUUCAGUGUGCAAAGUGAGGCAAGUCUUACAUACCUUAUGGUACUCGUACUCAAUUGGAAAUAUGUAUUUACUGAUAUUUAAUUUCGUUUUACAAAUGGAACUAUGCCUAAAUAAUUUAAUGUGUACUGAGUGUAUCAAUGGACAUUUUCUGGAUUUUAAAUGCAUCGCCUGAUUAUGAGUUCCUGUUUUUCUACCUUGUAAAGGGUAGUCACAUUUAACUAUGUUAUAACCGUAUCUAUUACUUACUAUUUAUAUUUUAAUUAUAUUUUGUACUAUGUAAUAUAAUGUACAUUCUCUAUUAUUUUAUAUAAAAUAAAAUAAGUUAUUCUACA